Messenger RNA from Daldinia loculata, 1998 nucleotides. Its product is annotated as Metallo-hydrolase/oxidoreductase. The record is from RefSeq and is a predicted model, not a curated record. Gene Ontology annotation, biological process: double-strand break repair via nonhomologous end joining; interstrand cross-link repair; protection from non-homologous end joining at telomere. Gene Ontology annotation, molecular function: damaged DNA binding; 5'-3' DNA exonuclease activity. Bases 1 to 1998 code for a protein of 665 amino acids. NCBI's taxonomy places the organism in Eukaryota, Fungi, Ascomycota, Sordariomycetes, Xylariales, Hypoxylaceae. The transcript is spliced from 6 exons.
AUGUCAACUUUCGAUGGCAUCAUUCACGAAUUCCCUGAUAUUAGAGUUGACUUCUUCCGUGGAUUCAAACUUCGGCCUCCGUUGGCUUGUUUCUUAAGCCAUGUCCAUAGCGAUCACCUCGCCGGGCUCGAUACGCUUAGAAGUCCUUUUGUUUAUUGUUCGGCCGCCACAAGGGAAAUCUUGCUCCGACUUGAAAAGUAUCCUUGCCGACUGAAUUAUGCUAAAGGAAUCCUCGAGGAUCCACGAAUGCAAACAUAUAAGCAUCUGGCCAAAGUACUAAAGCCCAUUCCUCUGGAUACCCCCACCAAGAUCGAGCUAGAUCCCACCCAGACCAUACAAGUUACACUCCUAGAUGCAAACCACUGUGCUGGUGCAGUUAUGUUUCUGAUUGAAGGCAAUGGCAACGCUGUAUUAUAUACAGGGGACAUUAGGAGCGAACCUUGGUGGGUAAAUUCUAUUGCUAGAAACCCUAGUAUGGUAGAGUACUCUACCGGACUGAAAACGCUUGACCGUAUAUAUCUCGAUACUUCGAUAUUGAACAACUUCCCUCUACAGACUAAGGCGGAUGGGCUCCGCGAGCUUCUAGAAAAGGUUGCACGCUAUCCAAAGGAUACUAUAUUCCAUAUGCAAGCAUGGACUUACGGAUACGAAGAGGUCUGGAUUGCCUUAUCAAAAGCUUUAAACUCCAAGAUUCAUGUCGAUAAGUACAAGAUGGGUGUUUAUAAAUCCCUUGCCAUCAAAUCAUCAGAUAAUCGCUACACUACUCAGACUCAUUUGACUAAGGAAGCUCCAUAUCUUGUGGGCUUCACCUGUGGUAACAAUCAACGGGAGGGGUGCCUAACGCUAGACGAAGAUGUGCGAAUUCAUAGCUGUGAGAAAGGGAUGGGUUGUAAAGUUAUGGAGACCAAGCCCAUCGUGUGGAUCCAGCCAAUUGUCGCACAUCUUAAGAAUGGGCGAGACAUGGCUGAAGUGGGCAUUGGUGGAGGCGGGGACGACCUUGCACAGAAGCCAACUCUUGAAACGGAGGGCAUUCGAGCUUUGUUAGACUUAAUCAAACAAAAAGGAGAGGUACUGGGUGAUCUAGAGCCUGCGAUUACGCAAUUCCUUCAGAAAGCGCUAGUCGUUUCUAGAGACGUCGACCUCGAUAUUGGGAGGUUUAGCUUCAAGGAAGAGUAUUCCUUUACAGAAAUAGUUAACUCGCUUGCUAGGAGAGUUGAAGAGAUCCAAAAUCCGGUGAACAAGAUCAGAGGAGAAGACCAGCCUGACGUCCUUACAAAUCAAAUCGCAUUCCCAUACGCUAGGCAUUCUUCUUUGCCCGAGCUUCGGCAUUUUGUUAAGACUUUUAAGCCCACCGAUAUUUGGCCAUGCACAGUGGAUCCGAAAUCUUGGGCAAAAGAGGGCUUUACCAUAAGAAAGCUUUUCGGAGAUAUCUGCACUGGUGAUGUUUUCCAACACGACCUGCUGAUGGACGAAGCAUCGGGACUACGGCCCAAGGUGCAAGGAGAAGAUGAAGAGGAAAACCCACCUGAUACCCAAUCGACGACUGCUUUCCACGCAGACGUUCCCUCCAGCCCAGUAAUCCCACCCUCCGGUGCCCCUGGGCGCUACGGAUCUAACGGUGGAAAUAAUGUACCUGAAAGAAUAACUUCACUCAUGAGGGGCCAACUGCAGCAUCGAAGCCCUAUCAUAUCGCUUCCACGCCGUUAUUUGCAGACCUCUCAGACGCAGGUGGUACAAGCCUCCUUUUAUUCGUCUCGAAAUAAGCGCGACUACAAUUCCUUCCAAGACGGCCAAGAUGCACAUCUCAAAGACGACGACGAAGAAAGUGAAUUCAACAUUCAGGACUCACAGGGUUCAGAAAUAUCCGACUACGCAUACGAGACUAGGUUGCGCGCUUAUCAAGCGGCCCGGGCCAACAUGAAGGAUGAUGGCACUUGGAGAACUAUAAAUCUCAUCUCUACCACGGAUAAUCACAGCACAGUUGAGCCGGAGCUAUGA